Molecule: messenger RNA, 4873 nt
Organism: Sus scrofa (pig)
Lineage: Eukaryota; Metazoa; Chordata; Mammalia; Artiodactyla; Suidae
Source: RefSeq, a predicted model, not a curated record
CACCCAUUCUCGACACCCUCUCUCUGGAUGAUAGCCCCAGGCCCUCCGCCUCAGCCCCUUGGACCCCUGUAGUCUCUGCCCUGCUCGGACGCUCUGACCCCAGCCUCCCGCUUCCGAGAAUCCCAUUCGAACUGGGACUUCCGUCCCACCCCUUCCGUAAUCUCCUCCGCCAGGCAUCCCCAACCGCCCCCAUCUCAGGUUGCCGAGAAUCCCAGGACCCCGCGUUUCCCCUUCCCCGGAUCUCCUCGGCCCCGCCCCCGGCCCCGCCCCCUCCCUCGCGUGGUCCACGGACGACUCGCGCGGCACCGCGCUCCCCCUGCGCCCGCCUCUGCGGCUGCGCGCUGGUGGGGCCGAAGCUGAGGGGAGGGGGUCGUGCUGGGGGCGGGCGGAGCUGCUGUGGCGGCGGCGGGAGACGGAGUGAGCCCGGUGGCUGCGGGCAGACCCGGAGGGAACGGAGGUAGUGGUCAUGUCUCGCUACACGAGGCCUCCCAACACGUCCCUGUUCGUCAGGAACGUCGCGGACGCCACCAGCAGUGCCAUUGGGGGACAGUCAAAAUCUAGGAGGCCUGAGGACUUGCGCCGUGAGUUUGGUCGAUACGGCCCUAUAGUAGAUGUUUACAUUCCACUUGACUUCUACACCCGCCGCCCAAGAGGAUUUGCUUAUGUUCAAUUUGAAGAUGUUCGUGAUGCUGAAGAUGCUCUAUAUAACCUCAAUAGAAAGUGGGUAUGUGGCCGUCAGAUUGAAAUACAGUUUGCACAAGGUGAUCGCAAAACACCAGGCCAAAUGAAAUCAAAAGAACGUCACCCUUGUUCUCCAAGCGAUCAUAGGAGGUCAAGAAGCCCUAGCCAAAGGAGAACUCGAAGUAGAAGUUCUUCGUGGGGAAGAAAUAGGCGGCGGUCUGAUAGCCUUAAAGAGUCUCGACACAGGCGAUGUUCUUACAGCCAGUCUAAGUCUCGUUCCAAAUCACUCCCAAGGCGGUCUACCUCAGCAAGGCAGUCAAGAACUCCAAGAAGGAAUUCUGGCUCUAGAGGACGGUCAAGGUCCAAGUCCUUACAAAAAAGGUCCAAGUCUAUAGGAAAAUCACAGUCCAGCUCACCUCAAAAGCAGACAAGCUCAGGAACAAAAUCAAGAUCACAUGGAAGACAUUCUGACUCCAUAGCAAGAUCCCCAUGUAAAUCUCCCAAAGGCUAUACCAAUUCUGAAACUAAAGCACAAACGGCAAAACACUCUCACUUUCGAUCACAUUCCAGAUCUCGGAGUUAUCGUCAUAAAAACAGUUGGUGAACAGCAACAGAACAGUGCUACGUAGUCUUUCAUAUAAGUUAUUAAACCUCUCAUUAUGUUAAAUAAAAAUUCUUUAAGGCCUACAAAAAAUGUGAGUUGGCAUUAGUUACUUUGGGCAUGUGCAAGAAAUAAAAUCUCUCUAGCUUGGGUUAAUGAAGAUUUGCUUUUGAUUUGUCCACACCACAAAUUAUGAUGUGAGUCAUGUCCCAUUUUAUGGACCGUUUUUGUUUACAUUGUGGCAGAAGAGUACUUUUUAAAGGAAAUGGAUAAAAUGGAGCUAAUUCAACUUGGAUAUUAAGUAUUAGUAAUAAUAACUCUUACGAAAGUAUUUUUUACUUUAAAGCACUUUACUUUCAUGUAAAAAGUAAUUAAGACUGUAUAAUUGCAUAGGGCAAACUUAAAACUAUUUGACACAUAUCUCCUUUGUCUUUUCUCUUUAAACUUGGACCAAUUCCUGAUGCAAAUUAGUUCAUAUCAGAAAAAUCUGACAUUUCUAAAAAUAAUGCUUAGUUAUAUAGAGAUCAAGCAUUCAAAAGAUAAUUCUUUCCUGAGCUCAAAAAUGAUUUUAUUUUUACUGGGUGAAACAGUAUAGAUAAGUUAACAUUAAAUUGCACCCUGUACCACGUUCACUCACUUCAGAAAUAUCAAAACAUUUUAAAAAUACUGAAUUUUGAAUGGUUGGAGACUACUCUAAACAUUGUGUGCAACACUCCAAAAAUAUUAUAUUAAGCCUUAUACAUUUGAAGAGUGGUACAUUUUGUAUAAAAACCAUAUUUUAUACCAUUAAUUCUACAUAUGUACUUUUCAUCUACUGCUUAACAUUUUCUUUUUAGAGCUCUAGCUCAAGGCUUUAAGUUGUAUAGAGUAAGUCUUACUUAUUUUUGAAAGUGUUUAGUACCUUGUAUUAAGCAACUCAAGACUGCAUCCUCAAAAAAACAACUUUGCAGUAUUGGGAUUUACAUUACACUGCCCUUCAUUUUUUUAAGCCAAAUAACUGAAUUGAUAUUCAUUGCUUUUGUAGUGGUUAAAACCGAGAAUUUCUUUAAAAAAUGUGUUUGUAGUUUCUGUUUUUCAGAGGGUUUUGGUAGUAUUUGUGAUAAAAUGGUUUUGCAUAUUAUUACAGGGGGUAUAUUUAUAGAAUUCUGCUUGUGUACCUUGUUGAAUUAUAUUGAAAAUUAAAAAUUCUCAGCCCAUACAGUUAAUAUUUGUAUCUAGAGUGCUUCAGAAAAAAAAUGUCUUCUAUUUUUAGCAUAUAGGAGCCAAUGUUGCUUCUAUUUGUUUUGAAUACAAAUUCCACUUUUUUUUUUGCAUUUUACAUCCUAUGUUUAAGAAAAAACUUUACAAAAUAAUUUAUAUGAUGGUAAUAUUUAGACAAGUACUGUAAAUUCGUGUAUACUGUACUUUCUGAAUAUAGGUUUUCUCUAAUCAUAGCAAAAUUUAUUUCAAAACUAUAGCUCUUUGAAGUGUUUGAAUGUAAUAAAAUUUAGUUAUAAAAUGUGGCACCAUUGAAAAUUGAAAGGAUAGUCUGAAGAAAGCAAGACAAAUAUUAAUAUUAAUUUUUUGUAUUUCCUAAAUAAAUAUUUGGGUUUACACACACAUAUAUGUAGUUAUUCCAAAUACUCACUAGGAAUUGAUUAUGUUGUCUCUACUCUGCAUUCAAUCAUUCUAUCUUAGUAGAAAGUUAAUAAGGCAGUGUUUCUGAACAUACUUAUCCUUUGAUUUACCUCUGAUUUGGUUUUCCAUUGUAAUUCCUAGGCUGCUUUGGAGGAUACUGUUUGGUUCGAUGGAAAACUGGAAUGAUAAUAGUCCAGACUUUUUUGAGCAUUUACUUGUGCUUAGCAUUGCUCUCUGUUUUACAUUUUUCACUCAUCACAACAGCUUUAUGAGGUCAGUACCAUUGCAGAUAAGGUAAGUGAGAUGCAGAGAGGUUAAAUGACAUGCAAGGUCACACAGCCAUUAGGCUUUGGAGCUGGGUGGUGACUGGGCUCCAUCCUGCCCUCCCUGAUCACCAGCUUGUCUUUUUGGAAAAGUCUUUGACAGAUACAUGCUAAACUAAGAUAAUGUUUAGAGGGAAAGGAAAGAAUAGAUUAGGAAAAGAAAUUAUUAUAGGCUUCAGUGAAAAAGGGCUCUGUGACAGAGUGGAAAUUGAUUGGCAACUGUGCUGAUAUCCUAGAAAAUUUGUCUUCUGGGUGUAUCUACCCUAGGGUUCACUUUUGCUAUAGAAUUGUUUCCUGGACCAUUUAGGAGAGGGUGGGUACUUAGGGUAAGAUUGUUAAAUGUUUGGCACAUUUGUGCUCAUUUCCUUUAAAGAUAACCUGUUUACUCAGGUACAUUGCAAGUUUAGUGUAGGGGCACCACCUACCUCCCUUGUUCAGGGUUCACAGAGGAUAAGUUAAUGCAAGAUGGCCACUACGACUGCUUGUUUUCUUUUUCACCAUGAAUAAUACACAGAUAACUUAUAGUAGCUGGUAUUUUGUAGCUGUAAACAGAUAAUAGGGUAAUAUGCUAAUUUUUUAAUCUGCAGUCGGAUUUAACCUUGUGCCACUGGACUGUUUUUAAAUAUAAAAUAUUAGCUAAUUUCAGGACUUUAUAUGUUAUCUGGGAUGCAUUUAUAUAUAUCUUGAGAUACAGCUAUUCUAAGACCUACUGUUGUAUUACAAAUAUGAAUUUUUGCCUUUUCUGAUUUCACUGCAUAAGGUAAAAUUAGUCAAAGUUUAAAGGAAGAAGUAUUGGAGUUCCCAUUGUAGGGCAGUAGGUUAAGAAUCCAACUGCAGUGGCUAGGGCCAUUGUGGAGGCACAGGUUCAAGCCCUGGCCUGACACAGUAUGUUAAAGCAUCAGGCAUUGCCAUAGCUGCCGUGUAGGUCACAGCUGUGGUUUGGAUUCAAUCCAUGGCCUGGGCACUUUUCAUAUUCUUCAUAUCUAGGCCCUAUAGAUUUUCAAACAAGUCCGUGCUGCCAGUAGUUUAAGGACCAGUGGUUCAGUGAGACAUAAGGGUUUUAGUCUCAUAGAUUUGAUUAGAAAACAUUUAAGUAUUAAAAUGAGGAUUAUGAUCCUGAGUAUCUAAAUCACUCCCUUGAUAAAAACAGGGUAUUUAGGAUCAUAGCAUUACCUCUGGCAUUGGUCUACCAGGUCAGUUUAGGCCCUCCAGAAAUUUUUUAUUUUGUGCUUUUAAAAAGAUGCUCUUAAAGUUAAGCAAAUUAACUGCAGCCUUAUGCAUCCCAGGCCAGACCCAUUGCCCCACAUAGCCUUGGGGGAGUUAGGACUUUAUUCCUGAUUGGUCCCCAUUGCUUAGAGAGUGCCCCUAAUGCAUUGAUCCCAUCUCAGGAACACACUAGAGCUUAGGACAGCCCACAGGGAAGGUGGUCAGGCUACAAUUGAUUGGUUGAUUAUGAUUACGGAAUUAAAUUGGACAUCUUUUUAAAAAGAAGCAAAUUAAGCAUAAAGACAUUGGAGUCAAAACCUUUUUAGAAAUAAAGCAUUCCCUGAAAGAAUUGUUAGAUAUUCCAGGUUGAUUAAACUUGCUUUCAAGUUAAAACAAUACUUUACAAUGAUGACUAAUACUUAAAAAAAAAAAAAAAAGGAAUCAU